Molecule: messenger RNA, 2853 nt
Organism: Arabis nemorensis
Lineage: Eukaryota; Viridiplantae; Streptophyta; Magnoliopsida; Brassicales; Brassicaceae
Source: the annotation of a GenBank genome assembly
AUGUCAGAAAACGAUGAAAACGACAAGAAAAUGGAAAGAUCUAACCCUAACAAGCUCAAACUUGUAACCUUCACCGGAGCGGCUGGGCUGCUCGGACUCGCCGUUAGUUUCGCCGUCUUCGCUUACAAGUCUCACAAGGAAAAACAUAAGAGGAAAGGUCUUCCUGGGUGUGAUACUGUCUGUGUUACCCUAUCGGCGAGAGAGAUACUCGAUUUGGCUGAUGAAAUCAUUUCCAAGUCCACGAGAGUUCAUGAUGCUCUUGCCUUGGUUCCUCUAAAUAAGCUCUCUUAUGAGAAUGUUGUAUUGCCGCUAGCAGAACUGGAAGCAAGACAAUUCUCGCUUAUACAAUGCUGUGUGUUUCCUAAGAUGUUAUCUCCCCAUGAUAAUGUUCGUAAAGCCAGUGCUGAAGCAGAGCAGAAAAUCGACGCUCAUAUCCUCUCCUGCAGGAAACGUGAAGAUGUUUACCGGAUUAUCAAAAUUUAUGCUGCAAAGGGAGAAUCAAUUGCGCCAGAAGCUAAAUGCUACCUACAGUGUCUGGUUAGAGACUUCGAGGACAAUGGUCUGAACCUUACUGCAAGAAAAAGAGAGGAAGUGGAGAGACUGACAAAUGAAAUUGACGAGCUAAGCUUGCGAUACGUUCAGAAUUUAAAUGAAGAUAGUUCGUGCCUGUUUUUUACUGAAGCUGAACUUGCUGGUUUGCCAUUAGAAUUUCUUCAGAGUUUGGAAAAAACUCAAAAUAAAGAAUUUAAGCUCACCUUGGAAAGUCGUCAUGUGGCAGCUAUACUAGAGUUGUGCAAGAUAGCCAAAACAAGGAAGACAGUGGCUAUAGCAUAUGGAAAGAGAUGUGGAGAUGCCAAUAUUCCGGUUUUAAAAAAACUGGUUCAGUCGCGCCAUAGAUUAGCUCGCUUACUUGGUUAUGCACAUUUCGCAGAUUAUGCUCUUGAUCGUAGGAUGUCAAAGACCUCAACGAGGGUGAACAGGUUCCUGGAGGACAUCUCUUCCAGUUUAACUGAAUUGGCUAUUAGAGAGUUUUCCAUAUUAGAAGACUUAAAGAGGAAAGAUGAAGGGGAGCUUCCGUUUGGCGUAGAAGAUCUUUUAUAUUAUAUAAAGAGGGCAGAGGAGUUGCAGUUUGAUCUUGAUUUUGGGGAUAUCCGACAAUAUUUUCCCGUCAGUUUGGUCCUUCCCGGGGUCUUUAAAAUAUGUCAGGACCUUUUUGGAAUAAAAAUUGAGGAGGUUACAGAAAUUGAUGUCUGGUAUUAUGACGUGCGAGCUUUUGCCGUCUUUGACUCCGGAUCUGGAAAGCUUUUGGGUUAUUUCUAUCUUGACAUGUUUACAAGGGAAGGGAAAUUUAGUCACAGCUGUGUGGUUGCUCUUCAGAAUAAUGCAUUGUUCUCCAAUGGUGCAUGUCAGAUUCCGGUGGCGUUGCUUAUUGCACAGUUUGCAAAGGAUGGUGGUGGUGAAGCUGUGCCAUUGGGAUUCUCUGAGGUGGUUAAUCUUUUUCAUGAGUUUGGUCAUGUGGUUCAACAUAUCUGCAAUCGCGCUUCAUUUGCUAGAUUCUCUGGCCUUCGUGUUGACCCUGAUUUUCGGGAGAUCCCUUCUCAAUUAUUGGAAAAUUGGUGUUACGAGAGUUUCACCUUGAAGUUAAUAUCAGGUUUUCGUCAGGAUAUCACCAAGCCACUUGUGGAUGAAGUCUGCAAAACACUUAAACGUUGGCGAUAUUCUUUCUCUGCACUCAAGUCGCUUCAGGAGAUAUUAUAUUGUCUAUUUGAUCAAAAAAUAUAUUCGGACGAUGAUGUUGACUUUGUCCAGCUAAUCAGGACUCUCCAUCCGAAGGUAAUGAUAGGUCUACCAGCGGUGGAAGGAACAAACCCUGCUUCAUGUUUCCCACGUGCUGUAAUUGGCUCUGAAGCAACAUGUUACAGCCGUAUAUGGAGUGAGGUGUUUGCUGCUGAUAUAUAUGCUUCAAAAUUUGGGGAUGGGCAUCCGAAUCUGUAUACGGGCAUGCAGUUCAGAGACAAAGUGUUGGCUGCGGGAGGAGGCAAAGAAGCCAUGGAACUUGUCACAAGUUUUCUUGGAAGGGAGCCAUCAACACAAGCUUUCAUUGAUAACCGGACAAAAUAUAUUUCGGUUCGGUUAAACCGAAUAGGACACGUGGCACGCUCAAUGGAUAAGGUGAGUAUGUCUCUCAACGCGUUGGCUCGUCUUCCACUGAAGAACACGGGAAGAUUCGAAGAGAUUGGUUUAGCUAGACACUCGUUGUUCACCUCGAGAACGCCAUGCCGAGAAUCGGUGCCGCGGCGGAUGGUUUUUGUGGUGGAGGCGAAAGGGAAGAAAGGUAUGGCUGCUCGUCAGUAUCAACGUACACCUCCUCCUAUGCCUAAGAUUGAAGACGAUGGAAACCCUAGAUUCGUUAUCUUCAUUCGUAUGGCCAAUGUGUAUCUUUGGUAUCCUCUCAGUAUAAUAGCUGGUGGUACCACUGCUAAGAUCAUGGUUGCUGCAAAAGACAACCUCUUGGGGAAGUAUAUCUACAAAGACACCAUUGCAAGAAACAUUGCUGCUGUUAUCUACAGAGAUGAGAAGGAGAUACAAAAGACAGCAAUAAAGCAGCAUCGUGUCUUGCGGUCAGCCACAGAGUUUCGAUAUGGCUACAAACUUGUUGAAAACGGAAACAUGAGAGCUGCACUUAGUACCUCAGAUGUCAUCGAGCUCCCAACCCAAGACCAGCUUAAAACAGUAUUCGACAAAGUGAAAGACUUUUUUGGGGAUGCAAAAGAGUCAUUCGGGAAGAUAUCAUCGCUGAAUCCUGGGACUGACGGAGAAAGUGAAGAAAGCCCAGAUGAGAAAGCCAAGUAA